AUGGAUCCUACUUCGAAUGAUCAUCAAGAAUUGGAACAGGUCGAAGCCAUCGAUGAUCUUCUCGAAGAUUUCUGGUUCUUUGAUAACUUACUUGACAGAAGAUCAAGAAUCUUGAGGUACUGUCAUUCAGAUCCUUACCCUUUUUCUCCUUUUUCUUCUUCCCCUUCUACUUAUCCGAAACCCGAAUUCCCAAAAAUUGGAGAUUUGGAUUCGGAGAAGAAGCUUCUAGAAGCUCCCACAGGGGCAGACUCCGUUGCACCGCCGUGUACAGAGACAAAAGAAGGUAGAGGCGAGCCUGAGAAGAUAAACAAGAUGAGAAGGCAGUUCUCUGAGAAGAUUAGGGUUCAAGAACGAAGAACUUACUUGCAGAAGAAGGAACCUGUGGUUCGAGAGAAGGAAAUUAAAGAAGGUUCUAGAAAGAACAGAACUGGUAGUAGUUGUAAUAACAACAGUGUCCAGUGUUGCCCGAUGGGAGUGAGUUUGCAGAGAACUCAGACAUUACCCAGUUACAUAGGAAGAGAAGAUGAUGGAAAUGAGUUUCGAGAUCAAGAGAGCGACGAUUCAAGAAUGGGAUUCUUAAUUCGUGAAGCCAUCGCAAGCUCUUCUUCUGGUUUUACUCCGACGAAACAGAGUACACCAAAGAUUUCAAGCAUUCCAAGGCAUAGACCACCGAGGAACUCGAGAUCAGAGGAAGCUAUUCAAGAAAUGGUCGCCAAGUCACAAAGAAUUCCAAACCGGAAAACGCUUCGAAAGACAUUAAGCAGCAUCGACACGAAAGAGAUUCUGGUGAUGAAAGAAUUGGACAUUGAUUCGGAGAAGAAACAAGAAAAAGAAGACGAAGAACAGAGGAGGGUCCCACGCGCCGCCGUGAAAAGCCGGUCUGCAGCGGUGGUGGGACCGUCAAACCCAAUUCCGGUUUGGGUUCGCAAAGAUUCGAGAAGAGACAUGAAAGCGCAAAUCAAGUUCUGGGCUCGAACCGUCGCAAGUAAUGUUCGGCAAGAAUGCUGAAAAUCAUUCCUUUUCGUUAACACAACAAAUGAUUUCUAUAAAUUUAACACUCAUUUCCAUAUUCUU
Messenger RNA from Eutrema salsugineum, 1074 nucleotides. RefSeq lists its product as uncharacterized. The record is from RefSeq and is a predicted model, not a curated record. Lineage: Eukaryota; Viridiplantae; Streptophyta; Magnoliopsida; Brassicales; Brassicaceae. The transcript has 2 exons. The coding region runs from base 1 to 1008 and encodes 335 amino acids.